AUGAAUCAAGCAGGCCUCGCCGAGCAAGGUGCAAUCCCUCUGCCAUCCAUUCCAGCACAAGAAACAAGCCAACGUGAGCUAUUGUCGUCCUCUCCAACCGUCCCCAGUGUUUCGGAAGAGCAUACCUCUACCACAAUCCCUGCUCCAAGAACUGAGAAUCAAGGAAACACAAUCAGUCAGACGAGCCAAUCAGGCGCUCCAUCAACGCAGCAGGGUGCUAAACCGCCAAUUGGCUGGCCGACCAUAGCUGCCAAACAAUCCAGGCAGUAUAAUACGGGCAACUUGCGAAAGUUUGACGUAUUGAACCGAAGAGUCCUUGUGGACGACCAGACCAAAAUAUGGGCUCUGGAGAAGAUUCUGCAUGAAAAAGAUAAUGAGGACGCACAACAUAAUUUGGACGGGCUGACAAAACUGCCUUUCAAUCCAGCAGAUCUCGUUCAUACAGGCUGUGUCGCGGCUCAUCAACAUCUGCAUCUUCGUUCAACGCAAUCCUCCUCUCGUGCCAGUAGCGAGCAGUCGGAACAAUCAGAUGAAGAAUUCUCGAGGCAGCCAUCGGAGCAAGCUUCGAGCCAGACCUCGGGAUCUUCUUCUCCAUAUUCGUGUCCCCAAUACACAAAAGAUCAAGUCAUGGAAGCACUGUCCUACAGAUUGACAAAGUACUGUAUGAAUUGCCAUAUACCCUUCCAGACCUUGAGGACCCGCUUGACAAUUGCUAACUACAAAGACUUGCUCAUGAUUCUGUCCAGACACGUCGAAAGUCUGCCAAGAGUUAGUAGCUACUCUUACAAGAAUUUCGAAAGCUUUGUUGGAAAAGAUUCUCUGGAAGGCGAUGCUUGGAAGGCCCUGAUGGACGAAGAGGAGGACUUCAUUACGACAAGAAAAGACAUGGUGCACGAGAAAUUCGAGUGGCUCAUGCAUGGACAGCCGAGAUUUGGGCUUGAUAAAAUCUUCAUGGCAAUAUUCCGACAGAAGGGGAACUCUACGGAUUCUGAUGACAAGAAUAAAUACGUCAGUCCCAAGAAACUGGAAAUCUUUACCAAGAUCAUCAUUGGGCUGUUCUGCAUGGGGAUGCUGGUGGGCCCGGUCGGGAUACUGUUGCUCGUGCCGCUUACCGACGCGCAGUCUUUUGGCCUCGUCGUUGGUUUCAGCAGCGUCGUCGUGUUUGGACUCAGCGGCCUGGACAGCUUCUACGCGACCCUGGUAGCGUUUAGCACAUACACGGCUGUUUUGGUCACGUCGCUUUCAAACCUGUACCAGGCUCGAAUUCAUUGA
This is a messenger RNA of Pestalotiopsis fici W106-1, 1272 nucleotides long. RefSeq lists its product as uncharacterized. The record is from RefSeq and is a predicted model, not a curated record. Bases 1 to 1272 code for a protein of 423 amino acids. NCBI's taxonomy places the organism in Eukaryota, Fungi, Ascomycota, Sordariomycetes, Amphisphaeriales, Sporocadaceae. The transcript has 4 exons.